Penaeus monodon (black tiger shrimp) is the source of this 732-nucleotide messenger RNA. RefSeq names its product activating signal cointegrator 1 complex subunit 2 homolog. The coding region runs from base 1 to 732 and encodes 243 amino acids. The record is from RefSeq and is a predicted model, not a curated record. NCBI's taxonomy places the organism in Eukaryota, Metazoa, Arthropoda, Malacostraca, Decapoda, Penaeidae. The transcript is spliced from 2 exons.
AUGACGACGGCGACGGGGAACGAUUUUGACGACGAAGACGAAUAUGAUGCGACGACGAUAGGAAACGUCGAUGACGACGUCGAAGACGACGAGGGCGAUGGACGGACAACGGACGGCGGCAAUAUCAACCAUGACGAGGACAACGUUAGCCAGAGAGUGCCACGAGAGACCCACAAGAGAGCCAGAGAGAGCAAGAACCAAGAGCCAAAGCCUGAGAGCCGCGAGAGAGCCAGAGAGUGCCACGAGAGACCCACAAGAGAGCCAGAGAGAGCACGAAACCAAGAGCCAGAGCCUGAGACCCACAAGAGAGCCAGAGAGUGCCACGAGAGACCCACAAGAGAGCCAGAGAGAGCACGAACCAAGAGCCAGAGCCUGAGACCACAAGAGCCAGAAAGUGCCACGAGAGACCCACAAGAGCCAGAGAGGGCAAGAAACCAAGAGCCAAAGCCUGAGAGCCACGAGAGAGCCAGAGAGUGCUACGAGCGACCCACAAGAGCCAGAGAGGGCAAGAAACCCAAGAGCCAAAGCCUGAGAGCCACGAGAGAGCCAGAGAGUGCUACGAGCGACCCACAAGAGAGCCAGAGAGAGCAAAAAACCAAGAGCCAGAGCCUGAGAGCCGCGAGAGAGCCAGACAGUGCCACGAGAGUGCCAGGGGCGACGCAAGUGGGGCCCACACGUGUUCCUCAAGAGCCCCACGCAAUAAAAGACCCAACACAUGUUUAUACCUCAUGA